Exserohilum turcica Et28A is the source of this 814-nucleotide messenger RNA. RefSeq lists its product as uncharacterized. Lineage: Eukaryota; Fungi; Ascomycota; Dothideomycetes; Pleosporales; Pleosporaceae. Bases 41 to 631 code for a protein of 196 amino acids. The record is from RefSeq and is a predicted model, not a curated record. The transcript is spliced from 2 exons.
GAGAACCUGCCAGGAUAGCGAAACAUUACCGCAAGCAAGGAUGGCUGCCCCAGAAAACAUUGACAUCAGGAACCUGCAGGGGAAAUGGAUCAUGAACAAGUCAUUGUCCGAUCCUUUCGACCCAAUACUCGCUCUUCAAGGCAUUAGCUGGCUGACGCGAAAAGCUAUCGGCGCAGCAACCCUGACCCAGCAUCUGACACAGGCGCCCGUAACCGGUGAGGAUGGCACGCCUAGUACGCUCGUCAAAAUCGACCAGGUCCUCACCGGUGGUCUGAAAGGCUCAGUCGAGGAGCGCAUGAUGGACUGGCACUACCAGGAGCACACCGACUGGCUCUGGGGUACCAGCAAAGCCCGCAACCGCUACUCGACUCUCCAGAAACUCAGGGACGAGGGCACAAAUGCCGAAGAUGUCAAGUUUCUGGCCGACGGCUGGCUGAAGGAGACGGAAGAAGGCGAGAUUGUCGAGGCUUUUGCCGAAAACGAGAAGAGCAAGUGGACAGCGUUGCAGGUUUGGGGGUUUGCAGAGAUUGAGGGGAAGAGGAUGCUGACGAGAAAGUUUGUGGUGUGGAGGCUCGACAAGAAUGAGGUUGUAAGGGCCAGGCUUGUGUAUGAUUACACGGGCGCAUUGUAGUCGAGUCCCCCGUAGAGUGUGGGGUUAGGGCCGAUAGAUCGCAAAUGGGGUUUGGACGGUGUCGUCUGCCACUCAUUGAACUUACUCACUAAAUGCUGAAGCGGUUCUUUUGCUUUCCAUAUUCGUAUCUGCACAUCUAAUUCGGCAGUCAUGUCCCUGUAGGCACAAUAGUCACACAAUAAU